AUGGUCGCCAAAGCAGAAGUAGAGACAGCCAAAAAGGAAGAGAUGGAGAAGGUGGUUGUCGAGGACGGAUCUGAUGACUCCGACGAUGACGCCCCAGGACUCGACGGCGAAUUAACGGAAGAACAGAAAAAGGUGGCAGAAGCUGCAGGGCUCGGCGAUCAGAUGGAUAAGCAAGUGAAACAGAGCCGCUCUGAGAAGAAGGCACGCAAGCUGUUCUCAAAGCUCGGAUUGAAACCGGUGACAGGCGUAUCGCGUGUGUGCAUUCGCAAAUCGAAGAACAUCCUCUUCGUCAUCAACAAGCCCGAUGUGUACAAGAGCCCCGGCUCAGACACUUACAUUGUGUUUGGUGAGGCGAAGAUCGAGGAUCUCUCGCAACACCAGCAGCUGACGGCUAUCGACAGAAUUAAACCCAGUGAAGACACCCCAGCUCCGCUUGCUACCGUUCAAGAGGAUGAGGACGAUGGCACUGAGGAGGACGCGACGGGUAUUGAAGAGAAAGAUAUCGAGCUCGUAAUGUCGCAGGCGAACACCUCCCGCAACAAGGCGAUAAGAGCAUUACGGUCCGCAGACAACGAUAUCGUGAAUGCCAUCAUGAGUCUGACGAUGUAG
Messenger RNA from Necator americanus (New World hookworm), 609 nucleotides. RefSeq lists its product as uncharacterized. The transcript is spliced from 4 exons. The record is from RefSeq and is a predicted model, not a curated record. NCBI's taxonomy places the organism in Eukaryota, Metazoa, Nematoda, Chromadorea, Rhabditida, Ancylostomatidae. Gene Ontology annotation, cellular component: cytoplasm; nascent polypeptide-associated complex. The coding region runs from base 1 to 609 and encodes 202 amino acids. Gene Ontology annotation, biological process: protein targeting to membrane.